GUGGCCGCUUGUUGUUACCGGACGCGGACAGGUCUGCAGGUGUGAUUGUUUCGGAUCAGCUGAGGAUGAGAAUCAAUCAGACUGAGUGAGUAUGGAGCCCGUUUUCACGCGGUUUGACUCGUAUAACUUCGAGGGUGAUCAGCGGUUUGUGGACGGUCUGAAGUCUGUAAACAAGCGCGAAACCGACCUGCUGGACCUGAAACUGUUUUUCUACAACAGAUUUGUUGAGCCCAUCGACCGAACCAGCUACAAACAGUGGGGCUCUUCUUCCUGUGUGAGAGGCUGCCAUGUUGAGCAGCUGGACCAGACGGCGUCUUCACAUUCAGACCCUGAACUCAGUAAAAACCAAACAGCAGAAACUUCUGCACCCACAGAGACAAAGCAGCUUUCCUUUGCACAGGUGAUGCAACUGGUUCAGGAGGGAAAAGAAGUUCCUGGAGUGACAAAACUGGACAUACUGCCGACCAACCAGAAUCCCACGCCUUCUCAGAUGGAGCGGAUACUGAAACCCUGGGAAACAGCCUCAUCUUCUUCCAAGUGACCUAUGACUCUUUGCUGCCUUGAUAACAUUCAGUGCAGCAGUCUGUAUUUCACAAUAAAAAGUAUGAAAAGUUGCAUCGCAAAUGGU
This is a messenger RNA of Archocentrus centrarchus (flier cichlid), 628 nucleotides long. RefSeq lists its product as uncharacterized. The coding region runs from base 92 to 541 and encodes 149 amino acids. The transcript has 2 exons. The record is from RefSeq and is a predicted model, not a curated record. NCBI's taxonomy places the organism in Eukaryota, Metazoa, Chordata, Actinopteri, Cichliformes, Cichlidae.